CCUCUCUCUCCCCUCUGUAUUUAAAGUGUGUUUCGCUGUGCUCGGAGCUCUGAGGAGUAUUUCUGCUCUUCCUCAGCGGGUCCUCGGACUCCUCCCUGCCCGGGGAUUAUCAGACAGCCUGAUCUGAGCGGGGGUCUCCAGCAGGAGGAUGGCGCAGAGCGCAGCGCGGAGGCGCCAUGAGAAGCUGAGCUGACUUGGAUCCACUCGGAGGAGAGCAGGAGGAGCACAAGGACAUGUUCUCGGAGCUGAGCGGCUUCAACCUGACCUCUAACCUCAGCGAGCCUUCCUCCGCUCCGGGUCAGGAAGGGGACGAGGAAUGGAGAGACGCGCCGCUGGAGCGGCUGUCGCGUGGAGGUCACGUGGUGGUGUCGGUGUGCCUCGGCUCCAUCAUGGUGUUCGGCUUCCUCAACAACCUGCUGGUGCUGGUGCUGUUCUGCCGCUUCAAGAGCCUGCGGACGCCCGUCAACAUGAUGCUGCUCAACAUCAGCGUCAGCGACAUGCUGGUGUGCGCGUGCGGCACCACCCUCAGCUUCGCCUCCAGCCUGCAGCGCCGCUGGCUGUACGGCCGCCGUGGCUGCAUGUGGUACGGCUUCGUCAACUCGUGCUUCGGGGUCACGUGGGCCAUGUUUCGUGAAGUGGGUGGAGAUGCAGAUAAAGUGCAGCUGCCUGCUGCAGAUAACAAACCUCUGCCCGAACACGGGACCUCAGGGGACCCACACAUGAGCUCUGGCAUCGUCUCCCUGAUCUCUUUGUCCAUCCUGUCCUACGACCGCUACAGCACUCUGAUGGUGUACAACAAGCGGUCGGCGGACUACAGAAAACCCCUGCUGGCAGUGGGGGGGUCGUGGCUGUAUUCGGUGAUAUGGACAGUGCCCCCCUUAUUGGGCUGGAGUAGUUAUGGCCUGGAGGGGGCGGGGACGAGCUGCUCUGUGUCGUGGACUGAGGAGUCACCUCGCUCACAUUCAUACAUUAUCUGUCUGUUUGUGUUCUGCCUUGGGCUCCCCGUCCUGAUCAUGGUGUAUUGCUACAGCCGCCUGCUCUAUGCUGUCAAACAGGUGGGUCGUAUCAGGCGGACAGCAGCUCGUCGGCGAGAGUUUCACAUUCUGUUCAUGGUCAUCACCACGGUGGUGUGUUACCUGAUCUGCUGGAUGCCAUACGGCAUUGUUGCCAUGAUGGCCACCUUUGGCCGGCCAGGCCUCAUCAGCCCCGUUGCCAGCGUCAUCCCUUCAAUCCUUGCCAAGACCAGCACAGUCAUCAACCCUGUGAUCUACAUCCUCAUGAACAAACAGUUCUACCGCUGCUUCCUGAUCCUGUUCCACUGUAAACACCCACUGACGGAGGAUGUACAGUCCUCCAUGCCCUCCAAGACCACCAUGGUCCAGCUGAACCGGCGCGUGUUGGAUGGCAGCCCCGCCGGGCCAUCUGGUACCAAACCCAUUGUGCAGGACGUGGAAGGAAUCAGCGCUGCAGAAUCUGACAAAACCGACCCCGUAGAGCUGCCGUUGCCACCCCUGCCACUGCCUGAAAUCUCCUCCUCCUGACAGCCCUAAGCACUGACUGUUCACUGAAAAGUGGGGCCAGCAAAUGUCUGUUGUUUGAACCCUUCAACCACCAACAUCUCAGCUCAUACUCACACCCAUACUCAUCACUUCUCAGUUUGUAUGUGUUUCAUUUUUUUGGGAAACGAUGAGGUCAUACCCUAGAUGCCAACCGUAUUCAGCUGCUGUAAUUAUUGAUUUAAUAAUGUGAGCUAAACUAAUCUAACAGAAGAGUUAAAUCCUGUUUUCGGAUUCAACCGUUGAAAUCAGAGGCUCGGUAGAAAUCAGAUUUUGCUUGUUUGCAGCCCUCAGACUUUAAUGACUAAUUUGUGGGUAUUUUUCUAUGGUCUGUGUCCUGUUGGUGUGUUGGGAAUAAAGUGCUGUGCUCUGCUUUGA
This is a messenger RNA of Pundamilia nyererei, 1934 nucleotides long. Its product is annotated as pinopsin-like. The transcript is spliced from 5 exons. NCBI's taxonomy places the organism in Eukaryota, Metazoa, Chordata, Actinopteri, Cichliformes, Cichlidae. Gene Ontology annotation, biological process: G protein-coupled receptor signaling pathway; visual perception. Gene Ontology annotation, cellular component: membrane. Bases 234 to 1541 code for a protein of 435 amino acids. Gene Ontology annotation, molecular function: G protein-coupled receptor activity. The record is from RefSeq and is a predicted model, not a curated record.